Molecule: messenger RNA, 667 nt
Organism: Lycium barbarum (goji berry)
Lineage: Eukaryota; Viridiplantae; Streptophyta; Magnoliopsida; Solanales; Solanaceae
Product: heavy metal-associated isoprenylated plant protein 21-like
Exons: 3
Coding region: 75-521 (148 amino acids)
Molecular function (GO): metal ion binding
Source: RefSeq, a predicted model, not a curated record
CAAGCCUCUCUUUAUAUAUUUGUUCACUACUUGCAUUGCUUUCCCCCAAAGAUAAGUGAAAUUCGAUACGAAAUAUGGGUGUUCUUGAUUAUUUGUCAAACUUUUGCACCGUUACCAGCAUAAGACGACGUACCAGAAGGAAACCAUUGCAGACAGUGGAGAUAAAAGUGAAGAUGGACUGUGAUGGAUGCGAAAGAAGAGUCAAGAAUGUAGUUAAACGCAUGAAAGGUGUGAAAACAGUGGAAGUGAUUAGAAAACAACACAGGGUAAUAGUGAGUGGCUAUGUAGAUCCACAGAGAGUGCUGAAUAGAAUAAAGAGCACUGGAAAAAGAGCAGAGAUGUGGCCAUAUGUUCCAUAUAAUUUGGUGUCCUAUCCAUACGUAGCUCAGGCAUAUGACAAAAAGGCACCUGCUGGUUUUGUCAAAAAUGUGCCACAGGCACUUAUUACCCCUAAUGCUACUGAAGAAAGGAUUACUUACCUUUUUAGUGAUGAUAAUCCGAAUGCUUGUUCUAUCAUGUGAAUUAGUUUUAACUUUUUAUUCCUAAUUCCAGGAUCAUCUUUUUUUACCCUUGCUUGGUCUUUAGGAAUUUAGCGGAAGAAUAUUAUAUUAUAUGUACUUGUCUCAUUGUAAUUAAAUCGGGUUAAUAGAACCAAAAGCUUGAACAA